AAAUGGCUUUCUCCGAAGCUUUAGCCUAUAUUCUGGUCGCCACCGCCCUGAUCGCGGCUGGACCGACAACGGCGCAGCUGAGCCCGACGUUCUACGACGCGAGAUGCCCGAACUUGUCCUCCAUUGUGGAAGAUGUCGUGAGACAAGCUCUCCUAACUGAUGCCCGCGCAGGCGCCAAACUCAUUCGCUUCCAUUUCCACGACUGUUUUGUUAAUGGAUGUGAUGGGUCAGUUCUACUAACAGAUUCCGUUGAAGACAACAUCGAUAGUGAACAAAAUGCAGCGGGAAACCAAGGGAUACAAGGCGAAAAUAUCGUCAACGAUAUCAAAACAGCUGUUGAAAAUGCAUGCCCAAAUCUCGUCUCAUGUGCUGACAUCUUAGCUAUUGCAUCGAAUUCAGCUGUCGUUUUGGCUGGAGGAAGAGGCUGGGAGGUUCAGCUGGGAAGAAGAGACAGUAGAGAAGCAAAUAGAUCUGGAGCUGUAAGCAACCUUCCCAGUCCUUUUGAACCUCUUGCAAAUCUCACCGUCAAAUUCGCUAACGUCGGUCUCAAUUCCACCGACCUCGUUGCUUUAUCGGGUGCGCACACGUUUGGGCGUUCGAGGUGCAUAUUCUUCAGCAGGCGAUUAACCAACUUUAGCGGAUCGGGGCUUCCCGAUCCGACUCUAGAGCCAGCCUACCGGGAGACCCUGAUCGAGGCAUGUCCUGCAGGCGGCGACAACAACCGGAUCAACCUGGAUCCGACGACUCCAGACGAAUUCGACAAGAACUAUUUCACGAAUCUCCAAGCCAACCGGGGGCUUCUCACCAGCGACCAGGUGCUGUUCUCCACCGACGGCGCCGACACCAUCGAGAUUGUGAACCGGUUUGCGGCCAGCCAAGAAGCGUUCUUUGAUGGGUUUGGAGCGUCCAUGAUCAAGAUGGGGAAUAUUCGCCCGUUGACUGGAACUGAUGGGGAGAUUCGUUUGACUUGUACUCGGGUCAAUCCUUUGCCUGCUGUGGCAGAUAUGUAAAUUUCUUUACUUUUUUGUGUGUUUUGUUUUGUUUGUUCGGGGAUUUUAAUGAAAUAAUUGGUGUUUGUUUUGUGAAUGUGCGAGAGUGUCUUCUCAGCUCGUGUUUAUUGUAACUAAUAAUAUGAUAUGGGUUGUGAAUC
Cucurbita maxima (winter squash) is the source of this 1150-nucleotide messenger RNA. Its product is annotated as peroxidase 2-like. NCBI's taxonomy places the organism in Eukaryota, Viridiplantae, Streptophyta, Magnoliopsida, Cucurbitales, Cucurbitaceae. The transcript has 4 exons. Gene Ontology annotation, molecular function: peroxidase activity; heme binding. The record is from RefSeq and is a predicted model, not a curated record. Gene Ontology annotation, biological process: hydrogen peroxide catabolic process; response to oxidative stress. The coding region runs from base 3 to 1010 and encodes 335 amino acids.